CAGAAUUGCGGCUUUUUUGCGUUCAGGCAUUUUGUGUUGUGUGUGUGGUGCAGUGUUUUUCUGUAACAAAACAAAUUUUAAUAAAAAAAACAUUAAAAAUUAACAACAAAAACAAUAACUUAAAUCACUAAUAAUUCAAAUAAACAAACAUCAAAAAUGCAUGACGUCGGUAGCUUUCAAAGAAUCGAAAAAAUUGGCGAGGGCACUUAUGGCAUUGUUUAUAAGGCGCGAGACACUAAAACUGGCAAGGAUGUUGCCCUCAAGAAAAUACGUUUGGAAAGUGAAACUGAGGGUGUGCCCUCUACUGCUAUAAGAGAAAUAUCCCUGUUAAAAGAUUUACAACAUGACAAUAUAGUGCAAUUAUUUGAUGUUGUAGUAGCCGAUUCCAGUCUUUAUAUGGUAUUUGAAUAUCUUAAUAUGGAUUUAAAAAAGUUAAUGGACAAAAAGAAGGAAGUAUUUACAUCGAAAUUAAUAAAGAGUUACAUGUUUCAAAUGUUUGAUGCCAUUGCUUUCUGUCAUACAAAUCGUAUUUUGCAUAGAGAUUUGAAACCACAAAAUUUACUAGUAGAUGCUGCGGGAAAUAUAAAGUUGGCUGAUUUCGGUUUGGCUAGAGCUUUCAACAUGCCCAUGAGAGCCUACACCCAUGAAGUUGUUACUUUAUGGUAUCGUGCUCCGGAAAUACUUUUGGGUACAAAAUUCUAUGCCACUGGCAUGGAUAUAUGGAGUUUGGGUUGUAUAUUUGCAGAAAUGAUAAUGCGACGAUCUUUAUUUCCCGGUGACAGUGAAAUUGAUCAAUUAUAUAGAAUAUUUCGAACUUUAGGUACACCAGAUGAAGAAACUUGGCCUGGUGUAUCACAAUUGCCAGAUUAUAAAGCAAAAUUUCCCAGAUGGGAAAAAUCUAAUGUACCAGAAAUUGUAGCUAAACAUGAUGGUUAUGAACUCUUUAAAGCCAUGAUGGUUUAUGAUCCCAAUGAAAGAAUAUCAGCUAAAAAUGCUAUGCUUCAUCCCUAUUUUGAUAAUUUAGAAAUUGUGGAUCAUGUUGACUUACCUAGAGAAACAUGACUAUAUUAAUGAUAUUUCUACAUUCUUCACCUCGCAUUUUCCCUAGUUGCAUUUAAAUAAAUUUAUUAGUUUUACAUACGUACAUACAUGAAUACUAAUUGUAAGUUGAGUUUAUACAAAAUAUUUAUUAACUUGUUAUAGUUAAUGCUUUUUUAAUGCUUUUACUUUUAAUACUUU
Molecule: messenger RNA, 1239 nt
Organism: Lucilia sericata (common green bottle fly)
Lineage: Eukaryota; Metazoa; Arthropoda; Insecta; Diptera; Calliphoridae
Gene: Cdk2
Product: cyclin-dependent kinase 2
Exons: 6
Coding region: 157-1062 (301 amino acids)
Biological process (GO): regulation of G2/M transition of mitotic cell cycle; G1/S transition of mitotic cell cycle; signal transduction
Cellular component (GO): nucleus; cytoplasm; cyclin-dependent protein kinase holoenzyme complex
Molecular function (GO): cyclin binding; cyclin-dependent protein serine/threonine kinase activity; ATP binding
Source: RefSeq, a predicted model, not a curated record